Molecule: messenger RNA, 1424 nt
Organism: Penaeus monodon (black tiger shrimp)
Lineage: Eukaryota; Metazoa; Arthropoda; Malacostraca; Decapoda; Penaeidae
Source: RefSeq, a predicted model, not a curated record
GAAAACGAAACAUAUAUUGGUUCUUCGAUGAGCUAUUCUACAGUUAUGGUGCCAAUUACAAAUGAAACAGAAAUUAUUCAGAACAUAGUUAAUACUUAUGCAUUUGAAGAAGGAAGCUCCAUACUGAUGUUGUGGACCUUUAAUGAAAAUGCAAUUGACAGUGUAUCGGUCACUGCCUUUAAACAUCUGAAUGAAGAACUUGAAAUGUUUUUGCCUUUACAGGGCCAAGAGUUACCUUGGUUCCACAUGUGGAAGUAUAGUUUACUUGAUUCAGAUAUCACUCUUCUGUCACAUUUAGAAGAAAUACUUACGGAAGCCAGAUCAUUAGCAUACCUAAGGAAGGAAAUUUAUGCAUAUGCAUUGGGAAAAGCAUCUUUGUCCCGUUACUUGGAUCUCUUGGAAAAUGUCUAUGCAACAAAAAAUCAGUCUGCCGUCGACGAAAUAGGCAACGCCCAAUCAGAAGGUGAAGAAAUAUUAGAACAUUUUCAAUGCACUAUUUCGUCUAUAAAAGCCCUUCUAAAAGAUUGGGGGGCAGUAAACAUCUACCAGGUAAAUAGGAUGAAUUCACACUUUUCUCAUCUUCAGGAUCUGUGGGGGACAGAUGAGAGACUCUUAAAUAGCUACAGCAUCUCUCUUUUAAAAAUGACGACCUUAGACAAAUAUGAAUCAACUUCCAAGGCACUAGACCUGUUGCUUGCUAAUGCUUUUGAAAUUCACAUUGCUUCCACAUACAAAAUGCACAUCAGAUUCCUCAGACAAUUGAAUCUUUUAAUAGAAUACGCCAUCACAGUGCUUCAGACAUUUGAGACAAGGGAUUUCGAAACAGCUAAUUUCACAUCAAUGGAGUCCACAAGCACACCACCUUCUAAUGCAUCUACUAUAAAUUCUACUCGAGCAGAGACAGAAAAAUGCAACAGUUCACAAAGUUUGUAUUGUGUCGCACAGCGCUUAGUAGAAGCGCUUAGAGAUGCCCAGAAUGUAAGCCUUGUGGCAACUCAGACUAUAAUGGAUUCCAAUACAACAUUUAAUGCCACGCCAGCUACGCCUUAUAAUAUCAGUGAUGUUGACUCUAUGGAAUUCGAUAUAAAGUUCGAGUUUGAAAGUUUGAGAAUGAAUGCAUAUGAUCUGUGGAAGAUAAUCGCAGAGCAGAAAUUCUCUUUGGAAGAAUUUUAUGAAGUUCUGACUCUUCUUAAGAAAAGCAAGCAGAUGGGUGAAGAUUUGGUCGACAGCCUAGAGGACGCAGCAACCAAUCUUGAAAAGACAACAUCGGUCAAUGAAGCAACGGGAUCCACGCCAACUGUUCCAAGUUAAUUUUUCAAAGUGUAUUGCAGUGACGAUCAUUAAUAUUUUCUUACUGUUAUCAUUACCUUAUUAUUGCAUCAUUUCCCACUGCUACAAUGGGUAAAAUAAAAUGAUUAAUGCUG